AAGAAGAGUGCCAAACACGCUGUAACUUUAUUUAUGGUGAACUGAGGGUUGAAUACGACGUCGUCGUCUAAGGCGCCAAGCCAACACAUGAGAAGACCGGCUGCAAACCUUUCCGCAUUAUCUGAUAUCUGAAAAGGAAUGGCUUCGCCUUUGCCUUCGUCUCUCCAUCGGCUUUCACUCCUCUCCAAACCUUCACCACCUCAAAACCACCGCCUCCUUGUAACCCCGACCCGACCCGAACUUUCCCGGUUCGAAUGCCGGGCGGGCCAGACCGGGUUCUUCACCCGGCUCGGAAGGCUUAUCAAGGAGAAGGCCAAGAGCGACGUAGAGAAGCUCUUCUCGGGAUUCUCCAAGACUCGCGAUAAUCUCGCUGUCAUCGACGAGCUCUUGCUCUACUGGAAUCUCGCUGACACUGAUCGAGUCCUCGACGAACUCGAAGAGGCUCUGCUGGUAUCGGAUUUUGGUCCAAAAAUCACAAUUAAGAUUGUGGAAAGUUUGAGGGAGGACAUAGUUGCUGGGAAGCUGAAAUCUGGAAGCGAAAUAAAGGAAGCAUUGAAGAAGAGUGUGCUGGACUUGUUAACUACAAAAGGGAGCAAAACUGAACUUCAACUUGGAUACAGGAAACCAGCUGUGGUUAUGAUUGUUGGCGUUAAUGGAGGUGGGAAGACAACAUCUCUUGGAAAGCUGGCUUACAGAUUGAAGAAGGAAGGGGCCAAGGUAUUGAUGGCAGCAGGAGAUACAUUUCGAGCAGCUGCCUGUGACCAGCUGGAGAUAUGGGCUGGGAGGACGGGGUGUGAGAUUGUUGUAGCUGAAAAAGAGAAGGCUAAAGCAGCAUCAGUUAUUUCUCAGGCUGUGAAGAGAGGGAAAGAACAAGGUUAUGAUAUUGUCUUAUGUGACACCUCUGGACGUCUGCACACUAAUUACAGCUUGAUGGAAGAGUUGAUUGCAUGUAAGAAAGCUGUGAGCAAAGUCAUUCCUGGUGCUCCUAAUGAGAUCCUACAAGUUCUGGAUGGGACGACGGGUUUAAACAUGCUUCCGCAAGCAAGAGAAUUCAAUGAGAUUGUUGGGAUAACUGGUUUGAUAUUGACAAAACUUGAUGGCUCUGCUAGAGGUGGCUGUGUGGUCAGUGUGGUAAAUGAACUCGGCAUCCCUGUAAAGUUUGUGGGUGUUGGUGAAGGUGUAGAAGACCUCCAACCCUUUGAUGCAGAGGCCUUUGUUAAUGCCAUAUUUUCGUAACCCUAAAGGAUGAGAAUUACAUAAUCCCCUAAAUCUGUGUGCUGGCGGCGGGUCCUUGUCCAGCCAUAUAAGCAACUAUUUAAUUUGAUUGGGGAAAAUGAGGUCAGGAUGAAACUUCACACGUGGAACCACACAUUUAGUCUUCAGAUGAUCAGGAUAUUACUGGCAUACUGCUCAUAUGGCAAGUAUCAUAUUGCUGCUGUUAGAUGAAACUCGACUAGAAUUGAUGCAAAGUUGUGAAGCCUUAAGCUGCAGGGCGGUUGCUGCUGUAUAGGAUUGAAGAGUGGUUCUAACCCUUCAUACGGCACUGAUAGGGAGACAAUUUCAACUCCAAUUGAUUAAUUGAACGGAUUCUUCUUGUCCUUCAAUUUUUUUUGUUUUUUAAGGGAAAAACUUAUCUGAGUCUCCAACGCAUGCAUUUGAGUGUAAUAUCCCUGUAUCUUUGCUUCUCUCCAAUGGUUUGAUUGAGUGUAAGUUAUUUCGCUGGCAACAAGUUUAGGGUUUCUACUUGGGUACCUCAUUUCCUAUAUUCUAUAAUAAUUGUGUUAUAGAAAAGUUCUUAAUCUC
Prunus persica (peach) is the source of this 1803-nucleotide messenger RNA. Its product is annotated as cell division protein FtsY homolog, chloroplastic. Gene Ontology annotation, biological process: SRP-dependent cotranslational protein targeting to membrane. The transcript has 12 exons. The record is from RefSeq and is a predicted model, not a curated record. Gene Ontology annotation, cellular component: membrane. NCBI's taxonomy places the organism in Eukaryota, Viridiplantae, Streptophyta, Magnoliopsida, Rosales, Rosaceae. Gene Ontology annotation, molecular function: signal recognition particle binding; GTPase activity; ATP hydrolysis activity. Bases 139 to 1236 code for a protein of 365 amino acids.